AUGGAUCCUUCAGAGAUAAAACAGAGAAUCGGUCGCUUUCGGAUCCUCGUCAUAGGGAGAGCCAAUGCAGGAAAAACAACCAUUCUGCAGAGAGUCUGCAACACGCGGGACCAACCAGAAAUAUACAACAGCAAAGGGGAAAAGGUGGGCAUCACAUUGCCACGCGGACUGCACGACAUUGAUGACGAAGUGGUGUUUCCAAGCAACCCGGGCUUCGUUUUUCAUGAUUCACGGGGUUUCGAGGCAGGCGGCGUAUCAGAAUUCGACAAGGUCCAGACAUUUAUCAUUGAGCGUUCCAAGGAAACAAAGAUAACAAAACGGCUCCACACUAUAUGGUUCUGCAUCCCAAUGGACGAAGCAUGUAGGUCGUUCACUGCAGCCGAGAAUAAGUUUUUCUCCCAGUGCGACACAGGAAGCAUACCUGUCAUCGUUGUGUUCACAAAGUUCGAUGCACUAUACGACGUCGCUUACACACAACUGAAAACAGAAGGAAAAUCUCGGAAAGACGCUAGAAAACUGGCCGCAAAACGCGCCGAAGAAACAUUUGCAAACGGACCGCAACUGAGGUUUCUCAAGGAUGUCCGAAAACCUCCACCAUGUCACGUAUGCCUUCCCAAUAUGGACAAAGAUGAUGCAAAUUCUGGACCACUGAUCGAACGCACAGCUGCAACUUUGGAUGAUGAAGUACUGAAGCGAUUGUUCGUCACGACCCAACAGACCAACUUGGAGGUCUGCAUGAAAUAUGCAAUUGAAAGGUAA
This is a messenger RNA of Suillus fuscotomentosus, 759 nucleotides long. RefSeq lists its product as uncharacterized. The record is from RefSeq and is a predicted model, not a curated record. The coding region runs from base 1 to 759 and encodes 252 amino acids. The transcript is spliced from 5 exons. Lineage: Eukaryota; Fungi; Basidiomycota; Agaricomycetes; Boletales; Suillaceae.